Molecule: messenger RNA, 1000 nt
Organism: Arabidopsis thaliana (thale cress)
Lineage: Eukaryota; Viridiplantae; Streptophyta; Magnoliopsida; Brassicales; Brassicaceae
Product: Heavy metal transport/detoxification superfamily protein
Exons: 3
Coding region: 260-703 (147 amino acids)
Molecular function (GO): metal ion binding
Source: RefSeq, marked reviewed
GUAAAACCUGCGGUCACAUAAACUUUUGACUUCAGUUUCAAGGUAGUUUCCAUGUACUUUCACAAGAUAUUUCUGUAGAAGCAACACAUAAAAAAAUAUUAUUUUAUGGACCGUCAAAGAUCUUCUCCCUUAAGUUCCUAAUUGUUUGCAUGCACAUAUAUGUGUGUGUUUGCGCUUAUCCUCUAGUCAUUCAUCGACCAAACUGUGUUAACUCUUAAGUCUAAUUUAUAAUUAAGGUCUCUUGAGCUAUAAUACAAAGAUGACAACGGUAGUGGAAAUGGAAGUGCCAAUGGACUGUCCCGGUUGCGAGAACAAAGUUAGGAAAGCUCUUGAAAAGAUGAACGGAGUCCACGAUGUUCAGAUAGACAUAAAACAGCAGAGAGUAACGGUGACUGGUUCGGCCGAGCAGAAGAAAGUUCUGAAAGUUGCAAGGAAUGUUACAAAGAGAGAUAUAUGCUUAUGGUCGUACCCUUACCACCCUGAAUCUAAUGGAUAUAACGACAGGUACUUCAAGAAGAAGUUUCGCAAAAGAAUCAACAUGUCGGUGAACGGUGAGAAAGUGAGUUCCUAUAACUACCACAAGCAUGGCUACCACGGACACGAGCAUGGAUACUAUCAAGAACGGCCUUAUUCAGGUCUUAUCAAUCCGAGCGCUAGCUCCAUGUUCAGUGAAGAAAACCCUCAUUUCUGCAGCAUCAUGUGAUCGAUCUUCAUAUUUCAACAACUACGUGGGUGGAACAACUUUGCUUCGGUUUUGGUUGUGCUCAAUUUGUAUAUAAACAUGCAUGUAAUAAAAGUGUUUUGGUUUUAGAUUUGGUUUAAUUAGGGAAAGCUCGGGUCUAUAAUCUAUAUCAUCGUAAGAUAUAUGUAUGUAUGCAUAAGUAGAUAGCUCUUCUGUAACUUUUUUUUUUUUUGUGUGUGUGACAACUCAACGCUCAAAUCAAUAUUGUAAUAUUUAGUUAAGAAAUUCCGUCAGAAAUAAAAAAUAAAUAAUCGCAAG